This is a messenger RNA of Scomber japonicus (chub mackerel), 1648 nucleotides long. RefSeq names its product CWC25 spliceosome associated protein homolog (gene cwc25). Gene Ontology annotation, cellular component: U2-type spliceosomal complex. The coding region runs from base 148 to 1359 and encodes 403 amino acids. NCBI's taxonomy places the organism in Eukaryota, Metazoa, Chordata, Actinopteri, Scombriformes, Scombridae. The record is from RefSeq and is a predicted model, not a curated record. Gene Ontology annotation, biological process: mRNA splicing, via spliceosome. The transcript has 9 exons.
AUCACGCAAACAAGUGUCGGUAGCUCCUCGAGCUCUCUCCUAGCUCUCUAGCUAACGUUUAAGUUUCGUUGUCUCACCUUUUUCAUUUAACAAGCAUUUUUUUCCCCUUUCCAUUUCUUGUUGGACUAAAACCACCAAUUCUUCAAGAUGGGGGGCGGUGACCUGAACUUGAAGAAGAGCUGGCAUCCCCAGACUAUGAAAAACAUCGAGCGAGUCUGGAAAGCCGAGCAGAAAUAUGAAGCCGAGCGGAAGAAGAUCGAGGAGCUCCAGAAAGAGCUGAAAGAGGAACGAGCCCGAGAAGAAAUUACAAAAUAUGCAGAAGUCACUGGAGCCAUCAAAAAAAAAGAUGAUCGCCUCGACUGGAUGUACCAGGGCCCUGCCGGUCAGGUGUCCAGGGACGAGUAUCUGCUGGGACGUGCCAUCGACAAGCAGAUCACCGACCAAUAUGAGGAGCCUGAGAGCGGUCCAUCAGCAGAGACCGGCCUCCUGCCCGGGUCUAUCUUCAACCCCACCACCCCCGCCUCCAACCUCGACAUGGCUGCCAAGAUCAGGGAAGACCCCCUGUUUGAAAUCAGGAAACGCGAGGAAGCAAAGAAGAGAGAAGUUUUGUCUAAUCCAGUGAAGAUGAAGAAAAUCAAAGAAAUGCUGCGCCAGAAUCUUGACAAGAAAGACAAGAAGAAGAAGAGGAAGAAGGAAAAAAAGGAGAAGAAAGGAGACAAAGAGAGAAGAAAGGAGAAGAAGCACAAGAGGAGGAGCACAAGUUCGAGCUCAGAGGAGGAAGACGAGAAAAAACACAGGUCACAUUCACGAUACGAAUCAUCAUCAGACACCAAGUCUCAUCACCAUCAUAUUCCAGGCUACGGCCUACAGCUUCCUGCAGGCAGACAGCACCAGUCCUCAGCUUCUAGCAACCACUCAGGGCGCCGCGACAGGAGCCGCUCCAGAUCGCCUCACAAGAACCACAGGGAGAGCCACUCCUCCUCCUCCUCAUCCUCACACAGAAACGACAGGAAGGUCCAGCCCAGAGCUCCCAGCCCACAGAGACAGAAUUACCACAGACAGAGGAACUACGUGUCCAAGAAACUCUCUGCAGAGGAGCUGGAGAGAAAAAGGCUGGACAUGAUGGACCAGGCCAAGCAGAGGGAGGAGGACAGAGAGAACAACGUGAAAAGAUACAAGAGGCAAGACGAGCAGGAGAAGCAGCGGGAGCAAAAUGUCAAGCGCGACCGCCACGCCGGAUUUAUCCAUAACAUGAAGCUGGAGAGUGCUGCUAGUUCUUCCUUAGAGGACAGAGUGAAGAGGAACAUCCACUCCAUCCAGAGGACGCCCGCCUCCCUGGACAACUUUAUGAAGAGAUGAAGACACACACAUUAACCACAGAGAGUCUAUGAACUGAUUAAAAUAAUAGGCAAGAGUACUCCAUCCACAUAUAAUUACUCUUAAUACUCUUAAUGUACUGAGGCUGAGGGAUGGAUGAUGUGGUAGGAGUCUGUCUGAGUUCAAUAAGAGAACUACAUCUACACAUGGCUUUUAUUUUGAAAAGCAGAAUCCACAGUGGUGUUUUAGAUCUAUCAUGGCUUAUCUGCUGUUAUUACUCUCUAGAAAGCUGGUAUCCCUUUAAGGUUCAUGCAAUCUCAACUUUGUAAAC